Messenger RNA from Hyposmocoma kahamanoa, 4579 nucleotides. It is a transcript of the gene Oseg6, whose product is annotated as WD repeat-containing protein 19. Lineage: Eukaryota; Metazoa; Arthropoda; Insecta; Lepidoptera; Cosmopterigidae. Gene Ontology annotation, biological process: intraciliary retrograde transport; cilium assembly. The transcript has 21 exons. Gene Ontology annotation, molecular function: protein binding. The coding region runs from base 1 to 4098 and encodes 1365 amino acids. The record is from RefSeq and is a predicted model, not a curated record. Gene Ontology annotation, cellular component: cilium; intraciliary transport particle A.
AUGUCUAUUCCGAAACUCCUGUACACUAUCGAACAGCCGCAUGGUCUAGGCGAAUUGUAUUUUCAGUGGCAAAAAGGAGAAUCACAUUCAGUGCUGGCUACCACGGGAACAGAUGCCACAGUGGCUAUUCAUGACCGGAGUGGACAAAUUAUGGAGCGAAUGAAAUUGCAAGGACUUUGUGCAGACAUGCAAUGGGACAAUGAUGGUGAUUACUUAGCAGUGAUUACACCAAACAGUAAUUCAGUAUUACUAUGGGAAUACCACGCUAAUAAACGGCUGAAUAUUGAGACAGGAUUAAGGGAACCACCAUCUUGCAUUGCUUGGGCGUAUGGGGAACCUUUGCUGGCUAUUGGCACUCAGAAAGGGAACUUGGCUUUGUAUAAUCAUCAUACUUCUAAGCGAAUACCAAUAAUAGGUAAGCACACAAAGAAGAUAACAUGUGCAGCAUGGAACAAAGACAGUAUUCUGGUCUUAGCGUCUGAAGAUAAAAGUCUAUCAAUAAAUAAUGCUGAUGGGGAUACUUUGAGGGUUAUUUCUUUAAGGGAUAUUCCCAAUGAUCUGCAGUUCUCCGAAAUGAAGACUGAUGAGAGGGUAGCGGGCGAGAAUACAAUAAGCCUAAUAGUCGGCAAGCGAACACUCUACUUGUACAACUUGCUAAACCCAGAAAACCCAAUAGAGUUAGCAUUCCAACAACGUUACGGGUCCAUAGUAUCAUACAAAUGGUAUGGCGACGGGUACAUCCUCAUUGGAUUCAGUGCUGGGUUCGUUAUAGCCAUCUCUACACAUAUAAAGGAAGUGGGAGAGGAAUUGUUCCAAGUGAAGAACCAUAAGGAUAAUUUGACUGAUCUUGCCAUUUGUAAUGGGGAGGCGGCUUCGUGUGGAGAUGGACAAUUAAAGUUAAUUUCGUUAUGGAACAAUGGUGAAGUGGCGGGCUCAGUGACGCCCCCUGGCGGCGCAGAGCGGUGCGAGUGGAGCUCCGACAAGCGAUUGCUUGCUACUGCAGGUCGUGCGUACUUAAACGUGUACGUGACAGCGUUGCCUUGUCUGUACGCUGCGUACGGCACGCGGGUUAUCACUCUCACUAGCUUGACAGAGGCUACGGUGUACCAGUGUAUUCCUGUAGGGGAUGAACCGGAAUCCAUUAAUAAGUCGGAGCCACUAGCUCUUGCAACCUACGCUCUACCAACGGAACCAAGCCUUAUAGCGCUCGGAGCGUCUCACGUUUGCUGCGUGAGCGGCGCGCACGCAUGGUUCUACCCACUAAGUGGGGGUUCAGCUUUAAGGAGGCAGUACCCUGCACCCGUGGACGUUAUGAGGGUAGCCGGACAAUAUGCCGCGGCAUUGUAUCAAGGACGCGCUAUGUUGCAUUCGAUUGAAGCACCUGACCCAUCGUCUCCCGAAAAGGACGCCAUCUUGUUCCCGGAACCGCACAUGCAAGGAGCCAAAAUAAUGGACAUCUACCUCACCAGCGACUUCUUCAUAUUUGUCACUGACCAAGGGCACAUUGAGUACUUCGGCGUGGAGGAGUGGCGCUCGUGCGUGCGGCGCAAGCACACGUGCGCGCUGCGGUGCGUGCACUGCGACAUCGGCGGCGCGCGCGCAGCCGUGCUCGACGUCAAGCGGCGCGCGCACGUCUACGCGCCAGCCAACGACGACUUGUGCGCCGUGCCGCGCCGGCAGCCCGACGAGGUCAAAGGAGUUAUCUGGGAUAUUUGCCUAUCAGACCGCAACGUGUUCAUAAUGUACACAGACGAGGCCGUCGAGACUUACUACUACGCGGCAAACAGCAUCAACGGGUCGCACGUUGACUUCGUGUCUGCCACCAGUAUACUGCCGGGACAGAUCCCGCUUAUACUGUUUUCGGGUGACAUGUACUGUUACGCUAAUGGAGGGGCAGUACAAAAAGUAUCUCUUGACUCGCACAACACUAGUGGCCUAGCGGACCCGGAUGCAGAGAAACGUUUAGCGAACCAGAGAAAACAUAUUGAGAAGCUCUUGUUGUUGAGACGGUUCAGUGAAGCGUGGUUAUUUUGCGAUGCAGUGGACGAAGUGGACGUGUGGAAGAAGAUGGGGGAGACUGCAGUUGCCGAGCUCAAUGUGGAAUUUGCAAUCCGAGUUUACACCCGACUUAGCGAUGUCGCGAUGGUCUGGGCAUUGGAAGACGCGUCGCAUAUUGAGGAUAUUUCUAUUCUUUGUGGGAUGCUGUGCGCGUGUCUGGGCAAGGGCGAGGCGGCGGCGCGUUGGCUGGAGGGCGCGCCCAAUGCGGCGCUGUACGCACUAGAGCUGCACGCGGCGCGGGGAGACUGGGCGCGGGCCGCCGCCAUCGCCGCCUCCUCCUGCGCCGCCCAAGCGCCUGCCAUCACUCUGCAUCGGGCACAGCACCUGGAGCUCACUGCGGACUACCACGAAGCCCUGGCAAGCUACGAAAAGAGUCUAAUAACAGAUUCCACUGACGAUCCAAAAACAAUAGAACAUAACAACAAAUGCGAAGCGGGCAUAGCACGAAUGUCUAUCCGAUGUAGUGACGUCAUGCGCGGAGUUACCAUGGCUCUAAAACAUGCAAACGAUACCAUGCUACUAAAAGAUUGCGCGCAAAUACUCGAAGAAGAAAAACAAUACAGCCACGCCGCCGCUUUAUACGAUCACGCUGGCAACACUGAAAAAGCAGCCUCUCUAUACAUAAAACUCAAGUCUUGGUUAAAAGUGGAAGCGUUACUACCGAAAAUAAACUCACCCAGUAUUCACAUACAGUAUGCUAAAGCGAAAGAAGCUGAGGGAAGAUACAACGACGCGUUGAAAUCUUACUUAAAAGCGCAGGAUUACGAAUCUGCUAUACGACUGUAUUUGGAUAAAUUGAAUGAUAUUGACGAAGCUGUAAAUUUAGUUCAGGAAACGAAAUCAGUACAAGGAGCGAAGAUGGUUGCUAAUUAUUUUCAGAAUAGUGACGAUCCGACGUCGGCUAUAAAAUUUCUCGUCAUGUCUCUGUGCUACGAUGAAGCCUUUCAACUUGCCAGAAAGAAUGGGAAGUUACAUUUAUACGGAGAAAUAUUGAUACAAACUUCACAAGCUAGGCCUGAAGAUUUUAAGAGUUUAGCGUUGCAUUUCGAAGGGGAGAAGAAUCAUUUGUUGGCGGGAAAGUUCUAUUUUCAUGCUGGUGAAUAUUCUAAGGCAAUAUCGCACUUGCUGAAGACUGGCGGAUCUGAAGAGGAGGAGAGUGAAGGAAUAAGUAUUGCCAUUGAUGCUGCUGCCGCUAGUGACGAUGAAAGACUGACUCGCCGGCUAAUAGAAUUCCUGCUAGGAGAAACCGACGGCACGCCUCGCGAACCACGACACUUGUUCCGCCUUUACAUGGCCAAGAGGCAGUUCGCUGAAGCUGCCAAGACUGCGGUGAUCAUAGCAGGUGCAGAAUGCCGCGCAGGCAAAUACCGCGAAGCGCGCGACGUGGUGCGAUCCAUGUGCGUGUCGCUGCGAUCGCGGCGAAUGCCCGUGCCGAGAGACAUGCGUCAUGCGACUGCCACACUGCACUCGUACAUACUUGUGCGAACCCACGUGAAGCGUGGACGCCACGAGUUAGCCGCAAGACUACUGCUACGUAUCGCGGCAGACGUAUCGUUUUUCCCUACACAGCAACACCAAGUGUCAAUCCUGACGUCGACAGUGAUAGAGUGCAGUCGUGCUGGUUUAAAGCACCAGGCUCAUCAUUGGGCCAAAAUUCUCAUGCAACCGGAGUAUCGUGCUCAGAUCGAUCCAAAGUACGUGAAGAAGAUCGAGUCGGUGGUGCGGCACGCUCCCCGCGCACCCCCGCCCCCGGAGGCGAGUGCGCCGUGCCCGCAGUGCGGCGGCGACCUGCCUGUGGCCGACCUGCGCUGUACCAGGUGUGAAGCCGACGUGCCCUUUUGCUUGGCCACGGGUUUACACAUCGUGAAAGAUGAUCUAACAGCCUGUCCCGAAUGCGACUUCCCGGCCAUCAUGACAGAAUUCGUGGACGUACUGCAGGAAGAAGGAAAGUGCCCAAUGUGUAACGAGAACGUUGAUUACAGACGUUUGGUUAAGAUUGACGAUGUAUCAUUGUAUUUAGAACAUAAUACUGGAGAAUAGUACAGCAGUGACAACUUAUCAUGACUUAUACAACUUGUAAAUUAGAAGAAUAAGGUAUGCAGGUUAUCUACGAAAGACAACCUGAUGUCAUAAGUUCCAUAGAGAAUACCAUGUAACAAGGUUUUUGUUUCUGAGUUACCAAUAUAAUUUUCUAAUUGGUUCUAACAUAAUAAAAAUUUUUUCGGAUUUAAAUCGCCGUGACCAUGGGUCCGUUACUCCAUUAAGGACCCUAAAUGUAGCAGGUUGAGAUUUAUCGAGUUCUUGGAUUUUCGCGAUUAUUAUAAAUUAGAAACUAUUUUUUAGUUUCGUUUCAACUGUGCCCAUGGGACUUGUAAAGGGCCCGAAACGUUUUGGUUUGUUUGAAAAACAAAUAUACACGAUUUAAAUACGGCAAAAUAGUUACAUUUCCUAUGUGUUACAAUCGCUAAAUCUUUAUUUCCUUGCAAAAACUUUGCUUUUUUUAGGAAACUUACUAAUUUUC